AUGGGCUCUAAUAGACGCACUUGUGGCAAACCAAAAGGUGGUGGUGAUGCUGAAGAUGACGGCGACUGUGACGGCGGGGAAAGCGGAGGAGCAACGCGGGGAUCGAAGUCUUUACCUCUUUCUGUGAUUCCCAAGAGCUCGUCAUCCAAGGCCGUGCAGCCCAGGAAACUGCCUCCGCUUGCAAUGGGCCCACCUUGCCAAUUGUUGGCUUGGCCUGCAAAACAGAAACGUAUAGCGGGGGUAUCUAGGGCCCCUCUUGCACUGCAGCUGGAGGCUUUUAUUAGGAGAGAGCAUCAGCUGUACCUUCACGAGCACCGUCAGUGUACACAUGCCGAUACACUGCACAUUGUGAGAGAGGCAUUUUCGGUUUUAACUGAACAUUUUAUGGAAUACAGAGGUGUCCUUUCGUUUAUUCGAGAGGAAUACGAAGCCACGGUUGACGAAGCAACAAAUGAGCUAAGACGCUUACGAACGCUUAAUCUUGAAGCUGAGAGCGACCGUAGUUUUUAUGUAAUGGAGCUCAUGAGGCAACGUGAAGGCUUUACCACAGUUAUUAGUAAUCAACAGGCGCAGCUACAGGCCAAUCAGGGACUGAUUCUCUCCUUGCGAGAUCAGGUGGCAACACUUGAGAAAUCUAACAGCGAGUUGGUUACUGAAUUGAGAGUUAAGGGGAAAGAGUUGGAGGAGAUGACGACGACGUCGAAACUCUUGGCAAACAGUAUGAUCGAAGAGGCGGCACGUAAUUCACAGAUCUUGCAAGUUCACAGGUCUGAUGAACGGGAGUUGGGUCGGCUGAAUGCCCAAGUAAAUUUGCUAAAAGAGAAACUGGAUGAGUCGGAUAAGCGUUUUAAUGCGCUUUUGCGGCAGGUGAUGUUUGAGAAUCCGGUGCUGACAAGAAGGGACGAAUCUAAUGGAGAAAAUUUUAAUGAGGCCCAAUUGCCAUUAAAUAGUGAGGCCAAAAAGGAUACAAAGGAGACGGAUCAGUCGGUUGUUGCUCUUCAACGUCGUAUUGACGACUUGCUUUUGGCUUACGAGCAGUUGAAACAACAGACGACGGGAUCCAAAGUUUCUUCUACGACGGAGUAUGGUGAGGUUUUGAGAAGCGGGGAGAGCUCAUGCCCUCCGCAGGAUUCAGGGGUGAUUGUUAUGGAUCAUGUGAACUCUUCUAGUAAACUUAUUCGAUCAUGGUUACGGGAGGAAAAUCUGACCGAGAGGGAAGUUGAUGCCAUGGACUACCUGCUUCCUCCAGGGAAAUGCGAAGAGGAUCCACUAUCCUUCUUGAAGAUAUGCCAUCCUGUUCGUAACCUUCGCAUGAAAAAGAGGAUUGUGAUAAGUAUGCUUCGUGAAUUUUGGUCAUCUCGUCAGACUAACCUUCAUUUUUCGUUGAAAUCCUAUUUUAUGGAGUGGCUGCGCAAAAAAGUAGGACCAGGGAAGGUUGCAGAGGAAGUUGGAUUGAAUAUUUUUUCUGUGUGUCAAAGGAACUUUGACGAUCCCGAAUGCCGCGCCGCGUUGUUAACUUUUCGUUCAUUUCUACCAGAGGAUGUGGUUUUGACUUGGCAAAAGGACAUCAAGGGUUUGGAAAAUGCGUGCCGUGCAUCCCCCCGCGUUGUGAAUGAUACCAUUCAAACAGCGCUUGUUGAAAAUGCCAUAAGGGUAAUCAUGCCCGAGAAGAGUUAUGUGCAUAUGUUAGAGCUUCGGUUGUAUCUUUGGCGUGUGAGUAAGGGCUUGGAAAAGGUACCAGUAGACAUGCUUUUUAAUGAAAGUAGUCAUUUUACUUACAUACUGAGGAAACAAUUUCUCUAUGAAGUAGAGGAAUUUACGCUGCAAGUUGUUGAGGCCAUCCGAUCGCUAUCGGAGGACUCAACAACUGUAAGUCUGCAGGAUAUAACGGGGGCCAUCAGCAAUUUGGACAGGGGUAUUCCUAGAGGGACGCUGCACCGACUCGUGGCGGAGGCAACCCAGCUGACGGCGAUGGAUGUUGCGACAGCGGAUGCAAACUUUCGAGUGAGGCUCCAAACAGUUUUGCAUCGUUUCCGCAGUUCCGUACUGCUUCGGAGAGCAACACCCCCCUUGGGUGAUGAUCCCACGUUUGGUCGCCGGAAGAGCAAUGGUGAUGAUGAUGGUAUGAGGUUUAUUCCGCCUCGGGCUGAUAGUGUCAAUUAA
Messenger RNA from Trypanosoma cruzi, 2163 nucleotides. RefSeq lists its product as uncharacterized. Gene Ontology annotation, cellular component: cytoplasm. The record is from RefSeq and is a predicted model, not a curated record. The coding region runs from base 1 to 2163 and encodes 720 amino acids. The transcript has a single exon. Lineage: Eukaryota; Euglenozoa; Kinetoplastea; Trypanosomatida; Trypanosomatidae.